AUGCGGCUGGGCAAAAAGAAGGAGAAGUCGGAACCGGAAUUGGGAAGAGCGCAGACAGUAGAGGGCGUGGCCAGACUUAUCUGUUCUGCGAAGGGCUCGCACAAUGCACCGCUAAAAGUAUACAUCGAUGGCACUGAAUGGAAUGGUGUGAAAUUCUUCCAACUGUCGACGCAUUGGCAGACGCACGUGAAAACCUUCCCUGUGGCAACUUGCGGCGCGCCGUUGGCACCGCCUGAAACUUAA
Molecule: messenger RNA, 243 nt
Organism: Parnassius apollo (apollo)
Lineage: Eukaryota; Metazoa; Arthropoda; Insecta; Lepidoptera; Papilionidae
Source: the annotation of a GenBank genome assembly